GUAAAAUGGCAACUCGGAAGAAUUCAACGUCUAGUGGAAGGGGCAAAACUUUUGGAACAGCGAGUGGAACUCGAAAAACAAGCGAGGGAGUUUCUGUGGAUUCUUUCUCUCAGGCACGAAUCAAAGAGCUUGAGCAUCAAGUUUCAGAUCUAAAGAGACGCCUCGAUGAGCUACGCAAAGCCAAGAACACUACAAUCAUUAAAAAGAACAAAGAAUAUAUAACCACUGGUACACCACAUGCUGUUGGUGAGAGUACAUCCACUGGAUCGCCAGACCUCCCUGAACACCGUAAAGAGAGAACCAGGUCUUUGGAUGUAGACCUUCAAAGCAAGAUGCAAGAAAGCAACCAGCAAGUAAAUACAUUGCAUGAAAAUAUUGCAGCCUUAAAGGAACUGCACAAAGUGGAGCUGGAAGAACUUAAAAGGGAAGUUGAGAAACAGGCCAAAGAGUCAGACUCGACUCUUGCAGCUGAACUAGAAAAAGUAAAACAACAAAACAAGGAACUUCAAGAAGAAAACAAAUUGCUGCAUUCGAAGGGAAUAGAUCUUCAGUUGCAAAUUGAUGAUUUGUUAGAGGAACUGAGCAGGAAGGAAGCUGAAUGGUGUUCAAAAGAAGAAAAGCUUAUGUUAGAGGUAAGCUUUAGACCCUUGGGGGACUCCAAUAUUAAAAGGAAACGGGUGCUCGUUAGGAAUUUUGAAAAGAACCCCAAGAGGUGCCAAGAUCCUGCUUUGUGGGCGUGUCUUGUAAUUUCUUUCACCCCUAAGAGGUACCAAUUCUAGAACAACACAUACUUUAAUAUUUUGGGGGGCUCAAUGCCCUGAAAGGUACCUUAAAAGCUCCUGCUGUGGACCUUUUGAGGCUGAACAGCCAAAGACGUACCAAAACCGCUUUUUUAACCCCCAAAAGGUAUGACGAGCACCCCUGUGCUUUUUAUAUGGGAGUCACCCCCCAGGACUAUAGACUUCUACAAUGGAGCAUUUCUUUUCAGUUUCGGUUUCAGUUGAUUGCAGCUGACAGUUAAGUUGUGCCAAUCAUCUAUUUUCAACAUAGUUGGAUUCAUUGGCUUGAGGAAACAAUCUUUCGGUUCUAUAUUUUUCAACCGUUCAGAAUGUUAUCUGCUAAUUAAAUGUUUUUGUUUCGCUAAAGUUUUGUGGCAGUUUGUUGUAGUCCUUAAAACAGCCUUCAGUUACUUUCGGCUUGAUUCGUACUCUCUGAUGUGCGGUAAAUUUCACCGAUCCGUGCACAGCUAAUCAAAGCGUAACACUACGGCUUGUUAUUGUCGGAAACUUGAUCAAAAAACGUCACUCUGUCUCUCUACUUUUCCUUUAAAAGCUACAGUAAAGUUUGAGUCGGUUUAUGUGGCGUACGUUUUUCUAGCGCGUCUGAGAGCUAUUUUAUUGAUUUUCACCAUAAUUGGCGAGGUUUAUUUCGCCGGCGGUAACUACGUUGUGCCUUACGCGCUUCUUAGCAGGUCCCUUUUAACGACGAACAAACCUGUCAUUCAACAUUUCACGUCCCCAAAAUACGUAAAUUCACGACUCACGAUGACACCUUUCCCUUCUCCCCUGUCAAGCCAAGUUGUCUUUUAUGAGGGAUCGGUAGAGUCAGAUGGUUCAUCCCUUUAGACUCACAGCUUACGACCCAUCCCCACCCUAUGACAGAUUCCCCCUAUCGGCCUAUGAAGUGGGAUCCAGGGCUCAAAUCAAGUCCCAUCCAACGUAUGCUGACACGUGUUUGCUGACCAAAUUGUGAUUUCAAGCCAAAAAGUAAACUUAGGCAAGUACUCAACCGUUCCGGGCAGGCUGCGUGGAAUUCAUGUUUUUCGUUUGUUUGUUUGUUUGUUUGUUUGUUUGUUUGUUUGUUUGUUUGUUUGGUUGAUGGUUGGUUGGUUGGAUACUUUUCCUUUACGUGACUUAUAAUGAAAUAUCGCAUUUUCUACAUUUUGC
Molecule: messenger RNA, 1946 nt
Organism: Orbicella faveolata
Lineage: Eukaryota; Metazoa; Cnidaria; Anthozoa; Scleractinia; Merulinidae
Source: RefSeq, a predicted model, not a curated record